Molecule: messenger RNA, 4678 nt
Organism: Ictidomys tridecemlineatus (thirteen-lined ground squirrel)
Lineage: Eukaryota; Metazoa; Chordata; Mammalia; Rodentia; Sciuridae
Gene: Bahd1
Product: bromo adjacent homology domain containing 1
Biological process (GO): negative regulation of DNA-templated transcription; heterochromatin formation
Cellular component (GO): chromatin silencing complex
Molecular function (GO): transcription cis-regulatory region binding; chromatin binding
Source: RefSeq, a predicted model, not a curated record
GGAUCUUAACCUCCAGAUGUCAUAGAGAAGUCCACUUUUGCAAGCUUACCCUGCCCUUUCCCAAGAUGAGCAUGUGCCUUCCGUCACUUGCAUCUCCUUCACUGUCACCAGGGACAUCCCGCUCCUCUGUCUGACCUCAACCUGCUGUGCCCACCCAUCCUGGUGACCCCUCGAGCGUGCUCAGGCUUGGAAAGGCACGACUGUGGGUGUGAGAGACGAAGCCACAGCAUCUGGUGACUAGGGGGAAGCCAGGUUGGAGGGACUCCAUGACACACACUCGAAGGAAGUCCCUUCCUGUGCUGAGUUCAGGCCCCACUGGACACCAGGAGCCCCUGCAGAUGGAAGACAACAGUAUGGAACAAGGGGCUGAGGGUGCAGAGCCAGGCAUGCCUGAGAGUCCUGGGCACCUCACAGGACGCCGCAAGAACUACCCACUGCGUAAGCGCUCAUUGGUUCCUGAGAAGCCCAAGGCCUGCAAAGUGCUGCUGACUCGCCUGGAAAAUGUGGCUGGUCCACGAAGUGCAGAUGAGGCUGAUGAUCUGCCCCCUGACUUGCCCAAGGCCCCCAGUCCUGCCCCAUCCAGUGAAGACCCUGGUCUUGCCCAACCCCGCAAGAGACGUCUGGCCUCCCUCAAUGCAGAGGCCCUCAAUAACCUACUGUUGGAGCGAGAAGACACCAGCAGCCUGGCGGGCACCCGCCGCAGUCGAGGGGGAGACCCCCACCGUAGCCGGGACCGUGACCGGGCCACUGGGGGCUGGUCCUCCUCCAAGAAGAGGCCUAGGCUAGGAGACCUAGGAGAGGGAAGUCCAGACUUAUCCCCAGAGCCAGCACCAGAUGAAAGUACUCGCAGAGAUGGAGAUCCAGCUCCCAAGAGACUGGCUAGCCUGAAUGCAGCCGCUUUCCUAAAGUUGAGCCAGGAGCGGGAGCUACCCCUUCGACCUCCUCGUGCCCAUGCAGAAGCAGAUGGGCGUUCCACUGAGCCCCUGGCACCCAAGGUCCUACGGCCAAAAUGGGCCAAGGUCAAUGGCAAGAACUAUCCCAAGCCCCGGCAGGGGCCCAGCUCAGGGGAUCCUGCAGGCCCACCAGGCUGGCAGGGACGCCCUGAUGAGCCAUGGCCAUCUGCCACUCCUCGUGGGCCGUCUGCACAGCCUCCUUAUCAGCCCCUUAGCAAGGCUCUGGAGAGCCCCUUGGGGCUGCGCUCCCACCUGCCUCUGCUGAUGGGUGGUCAGGCUGCCCUGAAGCCGGAACCUGGGCGCCCAGGCGAGGAAUCACCUGCCCCCAAGCAGGAACUGCAUCAGCCCUCUUUCCCUGCACCUCAGCUGUCACCCCUGCCAAUGCCUGGCAACCCCGCUGACUAUAAUGGCCUGUGUGGAGGACCUGAGCUCACUGCACUAGGCAGCUUCUACCUGUACUGUGGCCAGGAUGGACUGCAGUGUGGGAGCUACUCUGCCUGCCCCAUGCUCCCUGAAGGCAAGCUCUCUCCAGUGGCUUCCCCUAGUGAGGGGCUUCUCUUGGCCCCUAGCUCAAUGCCCUCAGGCACCCCUUUCCAGCACCCUCCCUGGAGCUCAUCUCGAUACUGCUCCAGCGAGGACACUGGAGUGAAUGGCUACAGCGUUUGUGGAGUGUUGCCCCUGUCUCUUACCCACAUUGGCACUACCUGUGGUGGCUGCCCCUACAAAAUGCCUUUUGCAGCAGAAGGCUGCAGGUCCCUGGGCCAGCUGGAAUUUCCUCUCCCAGAAGCUGGCCACCCAGCCUCACCUGCCCACCCGCUUCUAGGAUGCCCCGUGCCCAGUGUGCCACCUGCAGCAGAGCCUGUUCCCCAUCUUCAGACACCCACAUCGGAACCUCAAACAGUGGCCCGUGCGUGCCCUCAAAGCGCCAAGCCUCCUAGUGGUUCCAAGUCAGGUCUGCGCACAGGUUCUGGUUGCAGGCACACUGUGAGGAGCAAGGCUGCCCGAAGGCCCAGCCACCCCAAGCAGCCUCGUGCCCAGCGCCCACGCCCUCGCCGCCGCCGUCGCCGCCGCACUAAUGGCUGGGUGCCUGUUGGGGCUGCCUGUGAGAAAGCUGUGUAUGUCUUGGAUGAGCCGGAACCAGCCAUCCGAAAGAGCUAUCAGGCGGUAGAACGACAUGGAGAGACAAUCCGGGUCCGGGAUACUGUCCUCCUCAAGUCAGGCCCAAGAAAGACGUCUACACCAUAUGUGGCCAAGAUCUCUGCCCUCUGGGAGAACCCAGAGUCAGGAGAACUGAUGAUGAGCCUCCUGUGGUAUUACAGACCUGAGCACUUACAAGGAGGUCGCAGCCCUAGCAUGCACGAGCCUUUGCAGAAUGAAGUUUUUGCAUCACGACAUCAGGACCAGAACAGUGUAGCCUGCAUUGAGGAGAAAUGCUAUGUGCUGACCUUUGCUGAGUACUGCAGAUUCUGUGCCAUGGCCAAGCGACGAGGCGAGGGUCUCCCCAGCCGAAAGACAGCACUGGUGCCCCCGUCUGCAGACUACUCCACCCCACCACACCGCACAGUGCCGGAGGACACGGACCCUGAGCUGGUGUUCCUUUGCCGCCAUGUCUAUGACUUCCGCCAUGGCCGCAUCCUCAAGAACCCCCAGUAGCCUCCUUGUGCUCAUACUGGGGCUGCCCAUGAGCAAGUGGGGCUCAGGGCAGGGAGCACUGCUUGAAGCACAGCACUUGGUUAAGGGGACACAGGGGCCUCUGAUUCUCUUUGGUGGGGGGAGGGCAGGGGCCCCUCUGGGUUCUGGGCCCCAUGGGAGGGAAGGGAAUGCCAGGGUAUAAGAAAAGCAUCAGAGCCCUCAUCAAGCCCUCAUCUUGGCCCAGGUACCUGUCUGUGGUCCCUUGGGUGAAGACUCACAAAGAAGCAGUCUUCCCUGAGGCUGGGCGAAACCUGAGGGACCCAGGCCAAGUAGGGGUUAGGGCAAGGAGAAGGUGUAAGAUCCUUUGGGAACCAGGCCCAGCAGGCCCUUCUGUAGCCUCCCCUGGGCCCUCCAAGGGGGAGCAGGAGCCAGCUUUACCUCACCCACUGUGACCCGCUUCUUCCCCAUCCGCCUGGGACCAGGCUCUAGAUUCUAGCACAGCUCUGAGUUUGUUCUUUUGAGACAUAAAGAGCCAGAGUCUGGCUUCCAGAGCAUUGACUUCCUCUUCCUAGACUCGGGGCCUUUCCCUGGCUUUCCUCCUUUGCCCCUGCAGUAGCCACUGGUGCUGGGACAAGCUGACCCAGCCCUUGCAUUCACGGGUGUGGUCCACUUGUGGGAGUCAGCCUCCUGUCCCCCUCCCUUUGAGGCCACCCAGUGGGUCUGGAUUCCCAGAAAGUUAACUAAUCAAUGUGGGGCUUGUCAUGUCUGGGAGGGUGGAUGGGUGCUGGGAGAGGGUGGGGGGCAGGGGGCAAGGAAAAUUGCUACCUGAUUUAUUGAAGAUUUUUCCUCUUGCCUUACACUUGGAGGUUCUGGGAAACCUCUUGCAGAACUUCACACAUGACUCUUCAAGCCACACCCACCUGAAAUCAAACCAAAGGAGUGCUGUGGCUCCCCUCGCCCUGCCACCCCUUUACCCUAGUCUUUUUGUAGAUUGCACUAAUUUACAUCCCAGCGAGAAUCAACACUGUAUCAGUCCACAGACCUGCUGAGUUGCAGCCACUUACCUAGGAGCUAAGAACUUGCAUUUUCAGUUUGUUCCUAUUGCCCAGAGGCCCUGUUCUCACUCAUGCUGCUCCCUAGAGUAGAUUGAUUAGGAGGCUCAGCUCCCUGUGGUCCUUGUCUGGACUAGGCCAGACCCUGACAACUGGGCUCUCUUGAGGGGGCUGGAGACCCAGUUACUUACUAUUUGUACCAAAGAGGAGCACGGUGAGGAGAGGGAAUGAGGUGCAGUAUGGCGUGGGCCUGGUGCUGGCAACCUGCUGGCUGAGCACUUCCAUGAGGGCAAGGCAGAUGACCGUGGGUCCUCUCUCAGGAAGUGGCAGACACAGGCCCAGCAAGCCUAGGAGGUAGCAAUGGGUGAGGACAAAUGUGACACGUGCUGCAGAGCGAGGUGGAAGUGCAUUCUGAGGGCACCCUUGGCAACCCCUGUGGGCCCUGUCCUGAUCUUAGAAGACAGGUCCUCCUGAUUGGUCAUUGGGCUGGGUGUGGCCUGGAGGCUUCAGAGGUGAAUUUUUGCUUGGGAAGCUGAUCCCAAACCUGAAGGGAACGGACUUGGGUCUCCUUGUAUUGAAUAAGCUGUUUGUAGGAAGGUGGGAUAAUAAAAGAGUUUGCAGAGUGGCAGUGGGGGGUCCUAGAGAGCCAGCCUUGGAGUCUGCCCAUUCCCAGGGUGCUGCCAAGGAGCCUAGCCUCACCUAUAGGAGAGGAGAUCAGGGCCCCUCCUCUCAGGAGGCAGGGUCUGCUGCCCAGAACUUAAAUGCUUUUGAAAUCUCUUAGAUGUGGAAAUAUUUUUUCGAACCUGAAAAUGCAGCUGGUAGAAUUUCAAUGGAAACAUAAUCCAUGUAAAAUAUAUUUUAGUUGAUAUUUUGUAAAAUGCACUUUUUGUGUGUGUCGAUCCUGGUUUCCCAGAUCUGUAUUUCAGUGUUUACAAGGGAGUGGGGUAACCUUUCCUCACCUCCCUUUUGACAGAGAUUAGAAGUACUUCUUUAAGAAAAUAAAUAAAUAAAUUUGAGAAAUUGUAUUGAUUUAGAAAAGGA